Messenger RNA from Owenia fusiformis, 899 nucleotides. The record is from the annotation of a GenBank genome assembly. NCBI's taxonomy places the organism in Eukaryota, Metazoa, Annelida, Polychaeta, Sabellida, Oweniidae.
ACCGCCAUCUAUACAUAAAUAAUUUUGAAUAUUUGAAUUUCUAUUUUGAAGCUUAUAUAUAUUGCGACAAAUAGCGCCGUUUCGAUGGAAAGAAUGCAGUUUCACAAAGAUCUGUUGAAUAAAACCAUUGAAACAAGACACCUAUAAUGGCUGAAGUUCAUGUGAUUGGGCAACUAGUAGGAGCAAGUGGAUUUCCUGACCAGAGCUUGUUUUGUAAAUGGGGCAUACAUACAGGAAGUGCUUGGAAAAUCCUUGCUGGUAUGCGAGAUGGUCAAACUCAAGUUGACGCCCCAGUAGAUGGUCAGAUGGCCUACUGGGCUCACCCUAUAGAUGUGCACUUUGCCACUAAAGGCUUACAAGGAUGGCCAAAGAUCCACUUCCAGGUUUGGCAUCAAGAUGGGUUUGGACGGAAUGAACUUUACGGCUAUGGAUUUUGUCACAUUCCUACAUCACCCGGCCAACAUACAAUAGAGUGUCCAACGUGGCGACCAACAGGUACCAUGCGGGAACAGAUAUCUCAAAUGUUCCUGGGUGGAGGCCCUCAAUUAAGGAACCCUGAUCUCAUAUAUAACGGAGCAGAGAGGUUCCAUUUGCAGACUACUGCAAUGGGGAAAGUGCAUCUACAAAUUGGAAUUAUAUUGAGAAACUUUGAUAAACAUGGAAUUGAGUGUUGAUAUUUUAGCAACUGUGGACCAUGUUAAUUUGUAUAUAGCCUAGAAGGAGAGAUGUAAGUGGUGAAUAUGGGGCACUUUGUAGAGUGGAUAUGAAGGAAAAAGCAUCUUUCAAAACAUUCAUUAAUUCAAAAUUUAACUCAUUGCUGACCAACCCCGAGAUAUCUCGUCUAUUAUGUCAUUAUCAUAUCUGACCAACCCCAAGAUAUCUUGGGUCCUUUACAAUAA